AUGUCCCGAUCCCAAACCAAAGACCAACCAGCACCCCUCGACCCAAUCUCCGAAUGGCGCGCCUGGCAAGCCCUCAGCAUAAUUUACACAGUCCUGCUAAACCGCCAAAUCCAGCGCCGCUGGCUCCUCGAACAACAAUGCAUGGCCGACUGUCCCAUCACCCAGCGUUUCCGACCACUUCUCUUCCUCGAGCCCAUUCCAACCUUGCACAGGCCAGUCCCCGGCCCCAUCACCACCCCAUCAUCCAAAUGCAUUUCACCCAAAUGCAACCCCAACCAAGCCUACAACCCCUACAACGCAGCAACCCUAGCCAUCCUCCGCGAAAAAGUUCACCUUCUCCGCGCACGAGUGGAAAAGGGAAAAGAGUUGGCCUCUGAGAUCGAACGCCGCAUGGUUUCUCCUCGCAUUAGGUUCCCGACACAUUUCUGCUAUACGUGUGUUGGGGACGAGGGUGUCGAGGUUCUCUUGACGAAAUGUGGUCAUCGCGUUUUUUGUGGCGAGGUCUCCGCUUGGGCCGUUGAGGUCUUGUUCGGAGGAGGUUUCAGCUACUGUUUCUAA
Messenger RNA from Penicillium nucicola, 558 nucleotides. RefSeq lists its product as uncharacterized. NCBI's taxonomy places the organism in Eukaryota, Fungi, Ascomycota, Eurotiomycetes, Eurotiales, Aspergillaceae. The transcript has 2 exons. The record is from RefSeq and is a predicted model, not a curated record. Bases 1 to 558 code for a protein of 185 amino acids.